Molecule: messenger RNA, 1002 nt
Organism: Striga asiatica
Lineage: Eukaryota; Viridiplantae; Streptophyta; Magnoliopsida; Lamiales; Orobanchaceae
Source: the annotation of a GenBank genome assembly
AAGAUGAAAAUCGAAUAAACCCUAGCUAGGUUAUAGAUAUAAUAGUCGCCACUCGCCAGACUCCUCUACCCUUCUCAUCGCCCUCGUUUCCCCGCCGCCUGCUGCCCACCUUAUCUUCGCUUUCCGAUGGCACCGAAGAAGGACAAGGCUCCACCGCCGUCAUCCAAACCGGCGAAAUCCGGCGGCGGCAAACAGAAGAAGAAGAAGUGGAGCAAGGGAAAGCAAAAGGAGAAGGUGAACAACAUGGUGCUUUUUGACAAGGCAACUUACGACAAGUUGCUGUCUGAGGCGCCUAAGUACAAGCUUAUCACUCCCUCUGUGCUCUCCGAUCGUCUCAGGAUCAGUGGAUCUUUAGCUAGGAAGGCAAUUAGGGAAUUGAUGGCUAGAGGUCUAAUCAGAAUGGUAUCGGCUCAUUCAAGCCAGCAGAUCUACACCAGGGCCACUAACACCUAGGUGUUACAUUUUAUUGUAUUACAAAGCCUGAAAUGUUUUUUUUUUUAAAGUCUGGUUGAAAACCCGUAAUUUUAUUUUCCGAAAGAUGUUAGAAUUGAGGUGACAAUUUCUGUUGUGCUUCGGUAGUAUUUUGAUUGAGUUGUUAUCGGCAUAUGAAUUUCCCAUGAUGGUGCUCUAUUGCUGUCUUAAUUUUGUGACAUUAUACCAACUCUAUUCAUAACUGUUUGUGAAAGUUUCGGGAGCCGACAAAAGGGUAAAACGUUAAAAGUGUGGUUAGGAAUAUGUAUGUUGCAGGGCUAUUUUAACAAGUCUAUACAAAAAUGAUAUUUCCAUUUAUUUUCCUUUCAUUUGUACGAGACUACUUGUUCCUUUGAAUCCUCUACUUGGGUGAGUCGUAUUGCCUUGUCAAGUUGUGUGAAUUGAGCUCGGUCGAGCAUCUCAAGCUACUCCUUAGGUUCAAAAGUUAGGGAUAAUAUUGUUGUUUCAUAACAUUAUGGUAUGGAUUCUUUUGGGGGUUGCAAAUUAUAGAGUUAAGGGUUUGUGAUUUGA